Pelagomonas calceolata is the source of this 1114-nucleotide messenger RNA. The record is from the annotation of a GenBank genome assembly. NCBI's taxonomy places the organism in Eukaryota, Pelagophyceae, Pelagomonadales, Pelagomonadaceae.
CGCAAACCUCGAAAAAACAGGGUCGACACGACAGCGCGCCGACGGCAGCGCGCUGAACGGAUCGCUUGCUUGUGUAAUCAGCACAGAUCCCGCGCGCCGCCCGCCACGCAAACUGCCCUGCAAUUGGCACCGCAGCGGCUGAGAUAAGCGCAAAACCCUCGGCAGCCCAAAAACACCGCAGCAAAGCAAGAUGAAGGGCGCCAUCGACAUGUACCGCAAGAUCUCCCCUGAUCUGGUCGUAGCGACCAACAGGGGCGGCGCCUUUAGUAUUGGCGCUAUUGUUUUAAUGAGCUACCUCGCCUUCGUCGAAACGUGGGCCUUCGUGGGCUCUGGCGAUGUCCGAGAGAAAAUUGAUGUGGAGUUAGGACUCUCCCCGGCGCGGAUCAACAUCGACAUCGAGUUCCCCAAGCUCAACUGUGAUGAUGCCACCGUCGAAUUGUGGCGCGGCAAAAGCCGAGCGGCCACUCAUGGAUUGGAACGAACUUUAAGAGUAAGGCGCUUCGACGACGCCACGAAGAGAAGUCAGCCGUAUAGGAAGAUCGUGGACGGCGUCAAGGCCGACACCUCUGAUAUGCCCGGUUGUAAAUUGCAGGGAUUUAUUGCCUACGAGCACACCUCUCCCGGUACCGUCGCGAUCAGUGCGCCGGCGGGUUCCGAUCUCAGUCAUCAUGUGGUAGAUUUUACAUUUGGCAUGCCUCUCAGUCGCUCCCAGAGAGCUGGUUUACGUUCUCUACCAGAAAGGUACGCGAAAACCGAAGCGCCUACGCUCCAACGAGCGAGGUAUCUCUCACCGUCCGCGGACAAGGUCUUCCACCACUUCGUGCACGUCGUACCGACGAAGUAUCAAUUGUCGAAUCGGCGGGGCUUCACGGCCUUCCAAUUGCUCCACCAGAACCACCUAUCUCAUCAAGAAACAGAGGGCGAGACGGUCGUGACGCGCUUCGGGUUUGACAUUAGCCCGAUGACGGCGCUCGUCUCAAAUAGAUCCGCCAAAAGGUGGUACGACUACAUCACGUCGCUUUUAUCUAUAUUGGGUGGAGCGUUCACCGUCGUGUCGUUACUGGAAAGGUUCGCCGGCGCGCUGGCCUAGGGGGUCCCUGUGGAAUAAGUGAAG